Molecule: messenger RNA, 2028 nt
Organism: Salvelinus namaycush (lake trout)
Lineage: Eukaryota; Metazoa; Chordata; Actinopteri; Salmoniformes; Salmonidae
Product: glutamate receptor ionotropic, delta-2
Exons: 9
Coding region: 1-2028 (675 amino acids)
Biological process (GO): modulation of chemical synaptic transmission; synaptic transmission, glutamatergic
Cellular component (GO): plasma membrane; postsynaptic membrane
Molecular function (GO): glutamate-gated receptor activity; transmitter-gated monoatomic ion channel activity involved in regulation of postsynaptic membrane potential
Source: RefSeq, a predicted model, not a curated record
AUGAAAGUUGUUUCAGCAGUGUUGUUCCUUGCCAUAUUUUGGAGUCAGGAGUGGGAGCCCGUGCUUUCUGAUUCAAUCAUACACAUCGGGGCCAUCUUUGAUGAGUCUGCCAGGAAGGAUGACGAGGUGUUCCGCAUGGCCGUGGCGGACCUCAACCUCAACAACGAGAUCCUGGAGACUGAGAAGAUCACCAUCUCUGUGGAGUUUGUGGAUGGGAACAACCCUUUCCAGGCAGUCCAGGAAGCCUGUGAGUUGAUGAACAGGGGGAUCCUGGCUCUUAUUAGCUCAGUUGGCUGUAUAUCGGCGGGCUCCCUGCAGUCGCUGGCGGACGCCAUGCACAUCCCGCACCUGUUCAUCCAGCGUGCCCCCGCCGGCACCCCUCGCUCCAGCUGUCCCCUUGUCAGCCGUGGCCGCCAGGACGACUACACCCUCUUCGUUCGCCCGCCCGUCUACCUAAAUGACGUCAUCCUCCAAGUGGUCAGCGAGUACAGCUGGCAGAAGUUCAUCAUCUUCUACGACCAGGAAUACGUGUUUGUGUUCCAGCGGGCAGACGUGGGUCUCUCGGCUCUCACCAUCACGCCAGAACGGGAGAGUGCGGUGGACUUCACCACACGCUACAUGGACUACUCGGUGGGUGUGCUGCUCAGAAAGGCCGAGCGUACAGUGGACAUGUUCGCCUGCCUAGCGCCCUUUGACCUGUCGCUGUGGGCGUGCAUUGCGGGCACCGUGCUGCUGGUGGGCAUCCUGGUCUACCUACUCAACUGGCUGAACCCGCCGCGCCUGCCCAUGGGUGCUGUCUCCUCCACCACCUUCUACAAUUCCAUGUGGUUCGUCUAUGGAUCCUUCGUCCAGCAGGGUGGUGAAGUUCCGUAUACCACCCUGGCCACGAGGAUGAUGAUGGGGGUAUGGUGGCUCUUUGCUCUAAUCGUCAUCUCCUCCUACACGGCCAACCUGGCUGCCUUCCUCACCAUCACCCGCAUCGAGAACUCUAUCCAGUCUCUCCAAGACCUGUCCAAGCAGACAGAGUUGCCGUACGGGACGGUGUUGGACUCGGCUGUGUACGAGCAGGUGCGCAGUAAGGCCAUGAACCCCUUUGAGAGGGACCCCAUGUACUCCCAGAUGUGGCGCAUGAUCAACCGCACCGGAGGGGCCGACAACAACGUGGACGAGUCCAAGGAGGGCAUCCGCAAGGUGAAGUACGGGCGUUUUGCCUUUGUGUGGGAUGCGGCGGUGCUGGAGUAUAUGGCCAUCAACGAUGAGGACUGCUCCUUCUACACUGUGGGGAGCAAUGCACCAGAUCGGGGCUACGGCUUCGCCAUGCAGCACGGCAGUCCAUACAGGGACAUCUUCUCCCAGAGGAUCCUGGAGCUGCAGCAGAACGGGGACAUGGACAUCCUGAAACUGAAGUGGUGGCCCCGGGACAGCCCGUGUGACCUGUACUCAGCGGUGCACACCAAACACCGCAGCAGCGCCCUGGACAUCCACAGCUUCGCCGGCGUGUUCUGCGUGCUAGCGGCCGGAGUGGUGCUCUCCUGUGUCAUCGCCAUGGUGGAGACCUGGUGGACUAGGAGGAAGGGCUCACGAGUCCCCUCCAAGGAGGACGAUAAGGAGAUCGACCUGGAGCACCUUCACCGCCGGGUUAACAGCCUGUGCACAGAGGACGACAGCCCCCACAAGCAGUUCUCCACCUCCUCUAUUGACCUGACGCCCCUGGACAUGGACUCUAUGCCGGCUGCCCGGCAGGCCCUGGAACAGAUCAGCGACUUCCGCAACACGCACAUCACCACCACCACCUUCAUCCCCGAGCAGAUCCAGACCCUCAGCCGCAGCCUGUCCACCAAGGCCCAACAGGGCUUCGCCUUCGGUCCCGUGCAGGACCACCGGACUGGGGGAACCUUCAGGCAGAGAGCCCCCAACGGUGGCUUCUUCCGCAGUCCCAUCAAGACAAUGUCCUCCAUACCCUACCAGCCCACUCCCCAGCCUAACUUCAGCUACGGCAACGACCCCGAUCGGGGUACGUCCAUAUGA